AUGAAUAGCUUGUCAUGGGCUGCCCUCUUCAUCCUCCUCAUCCCCCUUCUCGUCAUCAAACUACAAAAAGGGCCGCUGGCAUCAUACUUUCAGAAAUCUACCCAGAAUGCAGGCUGCACUGAUGUCAAGCGCAUGGCGCCAUACCCCGCCCAACCCAUCAGAGGAAGGGAGCGAUACCGGGUCAUGAUGGACAUCCGGAAGCUGGACGUGGAGAACUGGCUCACCGUCGACAAGAACUACAUGGACGAGCAUUUUGUGCGGAGUCGACUGCUGCGGGAGGAAAGGGAACAGGUUCUCCAAUGCCUGCCAGAGUCGUACGAUGCGUGUCUCGAAGCGCUGGAGGAAGUGGUUGAAUUUCUCUGCCAGCGAUUCCCGCACGUGUUCGAGCGGAAGAAGUCCGGGGACGAGUCGACCAUCCACAAUCGAAUGACGGGGGAAACUUUCGUCUUCGGAGGGGAGAACAAGGAGGUGGACCCUCUGGAAAUCGCCGUCCGGCUCACCAUGGAGGACUUGAGCAUUCUGAUGCAGAAUGCUGACGGCGAGUAUUACCUAGCCGCCAGUGCCAGUCUGUUCCCCGUUGGCUGGACAGUCAAGGAACGAAUCGGUUGGACUAUCUCCCAGCUUCACAAUCCUGUGCCUCUGUGGCACCAGCAGGUUGCCAAUUCUGUUAGCAAAUUCCUCGCUCGGCUCACGCCCACUUCCCCGAUGGAGCGAUCCAACUACUUCGUCGAGGUCAAGCGUCCCGACGAGACCCUCUUCGAAAUUCUCUAUCGUCCAACAACCCUCUCGGAAGACAACCCCGACCCGGCACCAGAAGACAUCGUCAUCCGCCGCGAGCGUCAGACAUUUCGCCGCUUACCAAAAACAGGCACCAUCGUCUUCGGCGUCAAGACCUUCCUAACGACGCUGGACGAACUGCCCAUGCAGGAACUCCAGAAUCUCGCCAAGGAGACCAAGAGUUGGCCCGACUACGUGGGCGAGUACAAGGGCCGCGAGAUCUGGGGCCCCAAGGUCCUCGAAUUCUGCGAAAAGCGCACGCAGUCACUUCCGCAGCAGCUUGAGUCGGAGAAAUUGGACGUAUGA
Aspergillus novofumigatus IBT 16806 is the source of this 1083-nucleotide messenger RNA. RefSeq names its product heme-dependent oxidative N-demethylase family protein. Bases 1 to 1083 code for a protein of 360 amino acids. NCBI's taxonomy places the organism in Eukaryota, Fungi, Ascomycota, Eurotiomycetes, Eurotiales, Aspergillaceae. The record is from RefSeq and is a predicted model, not a curated record. The transcript is spliced from 3 exons.